Molecule: messenger RNA, 3971 nt
Organism: Gopherus evgoodei (Goodes thornscrub tortoise)
Lineage: Eukaryota; Metazoa; Chordata; Testudines; Testudinidae
Gene: STON2
Product: stonin 2
Exons: 5
Coding region: 966-3149 (727 amino acids)
Biological process (GO): clathrin-dependent endocytosis; regulation of endocytosis; synaptic vesicle endocytosis
Cellular component (GO): synaptic vesicle; AP-2 adaptor complex
Molecular function (GO): clathrin-cargo adaptor activity
Source: RefSeq, a predicted model, not a curated record
AUGGAAUGAUGCUGGGUUUUUCUCCAAGGACACUGACAGAGUUUUGUCCUGUGGUCUUGAGAUUUUAUACCAAAUUGGAUUUUAUAUCUAAACUGUUUCAGGGGACGUCACCUGAUAGGAGAUUUGGAAUGAUAUGGGGAACGUUUGCAUCAAAGGCAUUAUGUUCUGUUUCAUUCUAGGACAAUUAAAUGGUAUCAGGCUACCUUUCCCCUCCUGCACAUUAUUUAGCUUGAAAGAGACUAGGGAAUGUUUAUACAUUUCCAUCAGGGAGCAAAACAAUAGAGAGGAAUGGAUUUUUGAAAGUGUGAUGAAUACUGUGAAUUUAAAUGUUGAUUCCUGUUUGGCCUGGUCUGGAAAUACAUCCAAACUAGUUCACUUGGGAGCGGAAGGGGAAGAAGAAUGUAUAGGGCGGCAGCAUUGGCAUAUGAAGAGUUAACUUCAGAAGAGAUUCAGCUGCUGGCAGUGGGAGGAGGCGCUGGGCGCUACCGCAAGGUGAUCUGUGAAAUACUUCUUGCCAGAACAAGGAGCUGUAUUUAUUUUUCCCAGUUACAUAAAUAAAGCUUAACUUUUCAAGUUAGUCAGAUAUUUGUUGUCUCCAACCAUUCCGCCCCGCGACCGUCAGCUCCUGCCAAACUCUCUGCCUGUUCCCUGCCCCCUCUCUGCCUAUCUCCCGCCCCUUGUCUUCUGGGUGUGCCUGAUCGCAAAGUAACCUGCACAUUUUUUCCUAUCUGCCCUUCCCACGCGAACAAGACGGGCCGAUUGGCAGGCAUGAAAACAGCCACGGGUCCUGCUCAAGCAUGCAAAGUGCAUACCUCCCUACAGGACUCCCACACGGACGCACGCAUCUGUCUCCUCUCUCUCACACACCACACGCCCGGCGAGCCUGAAAGCCAUGGGCUGGCGUAGAGGAACUUGCUGAAGUGCUCUGCCUCCCCCCGGCCAGCCGGCCACCAAGCUGCUCUUAGAUGUCCGUCAGAGUGGGGGAGGGCUACAGAACAUUAAAGAAACCACUUUCCAUAUUAGACAAUUCCUCAUCUUUCCAGGAAGAUGAAGAGGUAGAUAUGGAGGCUGUCAACUGGCAGCUGAACAGCACCCCCAUGAAUGGGCACUCUCCAACCCCAACCACAGCUCGUUUCCCCAGCUGGGUGACAUUCGAUGACAAUGAAGUCAGCUCUGCUUCCCUCCAGAACCUUUCUCCCUUGAAACCAGACACCUUACCAAUAGCAGCGCAGACUGCAGAUGUGAACUGUAAUCUUGCUACAUCCUUGAAGAAGAGGGAGCGCCCCAGGAGCACAUUGUUGGACCUCACUAAAGUUCAAAAGCUAGAUCUUUCCUCCUUAAAUAGGCUGCCUUCUGUUGGAACACCCCCCUGGAGUGCUACUAAUCCCUUCCUGGAUGAGUCUCUGAGGGAUGUCCAACCCUCACCCAUCAACCCGUUCAGCUCAUUCUUAGAGGAACGAGAGAGGCAUUCCCACAGCUCCUCUCUCUCCAGCGCUCCAUGCCAAAGGCAAAGAGACUCCCUUAUUAUCCUCUACCAAGAACCUGACACCAUCAGCUUUGAUGAGUCAAGCAAAAACGUAACCCACACAGAUGCUGUUGAGCAGCUCAAGCAGCUCCGGAUUGGGGAUCCAGAUCACCUGAGCAGCCCAACUCUACCUGAUGAUGACCCCCUGAUGCCAUUUGAGGUGGAUGGCACAUUGUUGAACUUGGCCCCAUCUCAGCCCAAGGAUGGCUGGCCAAUGAUGCUCAGGAUACCAGAGAAAAAAAACAUCAUGUCAUCUAGGCAUUGGGGUCCAAUCUACGUCAAGCUGACUGCGAGUGGGUAUCUACAGCUUUUUUAUGAGAAAGGACUGGAGAAGCCCUUCAAGGAAUUCAAACUUGAGAUCAGUCAUGAGAUUUCAGAGCCCAAGCUCCAAAACUAUGAUGAGAAUGGAAGGAUACACAGCGUACGUAUAGACCGCACCAUCUACAAGGAGAAAAGGAAGUAUCAGCCUAAACCAGCAAUCAGCCACGCAGCAGAAAGGGAACAAGUGAUAAAGCUAGGCACUACUGAUUAUGAAGACUUCCUUAGUUUCAUCAGCGCAGUUCAGGAUAUACUAAUGGAAUUGCCAGCCUCAUCAACAGAUCUGAGCACGGUGGGAUUAAACUAUCAAGAGGAAGAAAUCACUGUUGAUGUCAAGGAUGAGUUUCAUGGCAUCUUGGCCAAAGGAGACAAUAGGAUUCUCCAGCAUAGUGUGCUGACACAUAUACAUGUUCUCAGCUUCCUUUCUGGCCUCGCAGAAUGCAGGCUGGGCCUUAAUGACAUCCUUAUAAAAGGGAAUGAAAUCGUUGCACGGCAGGAUAUUAUGCCCACCACUACCACUAAGUGGAUUAAGUUGUAUAACUGCCAGUUUCAUUCAUGUGUGGACGAGGAAAUGUUUAACAGCUCCCAUGUUAUCCAGUUUAAUCCCUUGGAUGCCUGCCGAUUUGAGCUGAUGCGGUUCAGGACUGUGUUUACUGAGAAGACUUUGCCUUUCACUCUGAGAACAGCAGCCACUGUCAAAGGUGCUGAAGUGGAGGUCCAGAGCUGGCUGAUGAUGUCCACUGGGUUCUCCUCCAACCGUGACCCUCUAACUCAGGUCCCCUGUGAAAACGUGAUGGUCCGCUACCCAGUGCCAAAUGAAUGGGUAAAAAACUUCCGCAGAGAAAGUGUCCUGGGAGAAAAGUCUUUGAAAGCCAAGGUGAACAAGGGUGCCAGUUUUGGGUCAACCAGCGUGUCUGGUUCUGAGCCAGUAAUGAGAGUAACUUUGGGAACUGCCAAAUAUGAGCAUGCCUUUAAUUCCAUUGUAUGGAGGAUAAACCGACUGCCUGACAAAAACUCAGCUUCCGGCCAUCCUCACUGCUUCUUUUGCCACCUGGAGCUUGGCUCUGACCGGGAAGUGCCUUCCAGUUUCGUCCGCUAUGUGGACGUGGAGUUUGACAUGCCCACCACUUCGGCGUCCAAAGCCACUGUUCGGUCCAUUUCUGUAGAGGACAAGAGUGAUGUCAGGAAAUGGGUCAACUAUUCAGCACACUAUAGUUACAAGGUGGAAAUAGAACAGAAAAAGAACUUGAAUCUUGAUCUGAAGGGAGCAGAAAUUGAAAAUCCCAAGGAUUGUGCCAUGCAGUGAAGGAAGACCCAUGGAGGAGCAGUAAUGUCAGUGGACCCAGCUGAAGAGAACUGCAACACCUAGCUUCUGCUGUAAGAAGUACAAAGCAGUACUUUUAAAAAAAAAAAUGCUCUUCAGUGUGACUGUGGCUUGAGUUACCUCGCUCACUAUUAUCUGUAUUUUGGCAGGAGGUUUGUUGACAGUUUGAUUAGAAGAGCUUAGGGAUUUGCUGGAACAUUUUAUAUUCAUCCAGUGUAUUGACAGAAAGACUUACACUACAUCCAAGCCUGCCUUCCUUUCUGCUUCUUCACGAUUUACCUUCCUGCACUGAAUUAUGUUAUGUCGACAACUGCAGCCAAAACAAAAAGCAACCCUGACCUCGCUUACAGUCUUCUCCUAUCAUUUGAAUGUUUUCUUGUAAACUAGUUGUUUGGUCAUCGGCAGAGCCUUCCUUGUGAUCUGCAGAAUAAAACCUUUUGGGAGCUAAGCAUUGCGGGAACUAAGGAGCAUCAAGGGGAAAAGUGGUGCAUGAAAAGGUCUUCCUUUUAUGAAAUAAUCAACAGAAUAAAAAUUUCCCUACAUCCAGAACAUAGUGAACACCAGGGAAAUAAACACAAAAUAAUAUAGCUGAUUAUCUAACUCUUCCCAGUCACCUUUUCUUAUCUCAUCCUCUAAAUCCGAACACUAAAGUAAUGCACAUUUUAAUAGGAUCUUGACUAGUCAUGAGAAAAAUUCAUUUGUUCUUAAGGUUUUCACUUGCUGGUCAGGUUUAUGGGGGGAGGGAUAGCUCAGUGGUUUGAGCAUUGGCCUGCUAAACCCAGGAUUGUGAGUUCAAUCCUUGAG